Mangifera indica (mango) is the source of this 1873-nucleotide messenger RNA. RefSeq names its product mitotic checkpoint protein BUB3.3-like. The transcript has 14 exons. Lineage: Eukaryota; Viridiplantae; Streptophyta; Magnoliopsida; Sapindales; Anacardiaceae. Gene Ontology annotation, biological process: mitotic spindle assembly checkpoint signaling; positive regulation of translational termination; positive regulation of translational elongation. The coding region runs from base 43 to 1527 and encodes 494 amino acids. Gene Ontology annotation, cellular component: kinetochore; mitotic checkpoint complex; phragmoplast. Gene Ontology annotation, molecular function: ubiquitin binding; RNA binding; ribosome binding. The record is from RefSeq and is a predicted model, not a curated record.
AAAUUCGGUUGGGAGCAAGAACUCAGUCCUUAAAUCUCAGAAAUGAAUGGAGUUUCUUUGGAUUUCGAGAACCAGAUUGGCGACGCCAUUUCCAGAAUCCGAUUUGCUCCAAAUUCAAAUAAUCUCCUAAUUUCUUCAUGGGAUACUUGUCUUCGAUUGUAUGAUGUGGAUAGUUCUCUGGUUAGAUUAGUGUCUCCCACGGAAGCUGCACUUCUUGAUUGUUGUUUCCAAAAAGACCACGGGGCCUUUAGUGUUGGCUCUGAUGGUUCAAUUAGAAGGUGUGACUUGAAUUCGGGAAUGCAUGACACAAUUGGAUAUCAUGAUGAUAUUGCAACAUGUCUUCAGUAUUCAGAUGAAUCUGGGCAGCUACUUACUGCUGGUUUGGAUAAGAAGAUAAUGUCCUGGGACACGCGCAUGGGGAUGUCUUUGGCUUAUCAGAGAAAUUUAGGUGGAGAGGUGGAUUCCAUGUCACUGUCUGGCUUUGAGUUGAUUGUAGCAAUUGGAGCAUCAGUAAAUAUUUACGACUUACGUAACUUAGACAGCUUAGUACUAUCAAAUGAAUCACUAAUGGAUGCCCAAAUAAAAUGUGUCAGUUCAAUUCCUUAUGCCAGAGGAUAUAUAGUUGGAUCAACAGAUGGACGAGUAGCAGUGGGCAUCUCUGAUCCAUCUGAUUCAAAUAACAGCGGGUAUACUUUUCGAUGUCAUCCAAAGUCAAAGAAUGGAAUAUAUCAUGUAGUCUCAGUGAAUGAUAUUGUAUUCAAUCCAUUCAUUGAUGAUCUGUUUUUUACUGGCGAUAAUGAGGGCUAUGUUAUUGCAUGGGAUGCCAAAAAUAAAAGAAGACUAUUUGAGUUACCAGAAUUCCCAAAUAGUGUGGCAUCAUUAUCAUGCAACCAUGGGGGAGAACUUCUUGCUGUUGCAUCAAGCUAUACUUACCAAGAAGCUAUUGAGAAUGUGCAAUUUGCUUCUGCUAGAGAAGAGCCUCCUCAGAUAUUCAUUCACAAAAUGGAUGUUGACCACCUGAGAUCAGCUUCUGUUAGAAGAAUCAUGUCGGACGAGGAGCACCACUUCGAGUCGAAGGCCGACGCUGGCGCUUCCAAGACCUAUCCUCAGCAGGCCGGUACCAUCCGCAAGAACGGAUACAUAGUCAUAAAAAACCGUCCCUGCAAGGUUGUGGAGGUUUCUACUUCCAAAACUGGGAAGCACGGUCAUGCUAAGUGUCACUUUGUUGGAAUUGACAUCUUCAAUGGAAAGAAGCUUGAAGAUAUUGUUCCCUCCUCCCACAACUGUGAUGUUCCACAUGUCAAUCGUACUGACUACCAGCUGAUUGAUAUAUCUGAGGAUGGCUUUGUGAGUCUGCUGACUGAGAAUGGUAACACUAAGGAUGACCUGAGGCUCCCAACUGAUGACAGUCUGCUCGCACAGAUCAAGUCUGGGUUUGAGGAAGGGAAAGAUCUUGUUGUGAGUGUGAUGUCUGCAAUGGGAGAGGAGCAGAUUUGUGCCCUGAAGGACAUUGGUCCCAAAAACUAACCUUGUAUAUUUGAUGUGAGAUGCUGGAGGCCGUAGAACAAAAGAUGGAGGAUAAGAUGGUGUAGCUUAUUGGGGUUUUUGUGGUUUUGAGAUGAAGGGAUCAUAUGCUUAAGAUGAUGCUUGAUUAGUUGUGGCCUCUUAUAAGAUGACUAUGCCAUUUGUUUAUUGGCAUUUAUUUAUAGACAAUAUUUUGUUCUGUUUGAUUAAUUACUGCACUGCUUGACGGUUGAACUGUGGUUUUGUUCUUGGUGUGGAGAAGUUUUAUCCGCCAGCAAGAUCAUAUAUACGCUUUUAAUCAUCUUUUUAAGUUUUUAUUUGCAAUUUACAGUUCCUACUUCCUGAUUUA